AUGUCCGACUCUCCAGACAUCCAGGUACAGAACUUAAGCUACAAGUUCCAAGAUGGCUCGCCCGGGUUGACAGAAGUCGGCUUGGAUUUACCGGCGGGGAGUCGGACAUUGCUAAUUGGAGCCAAUGGAGCCGGCAAAACCACCCUUCUGCGAUUAGUUUCAGGUAAACGCCUAGCCCCCAGCAACACAAUCGCAAUUGCAAACAAAGACCCCUUCAAAGAAGGCCUCGAGGGCGUCACCUACCUCGGCGUCGAAUGGGUCCUCAACAGCAUUGUCCGGACCGACAUCGAUGUACCUACUCUCCUUGCAUCCGUCGGCGGCAACGCCUAUCCAGAACGGCGCGAUGAACUUGUCGAUAUUCUUGACAUUGAUCUGCGAUGGCGCAUGCAUGCAGUUUCAGAUGGAGAGCGCCGUCGCGUUCAAUUAGCUAUGGGUCUCCUCCGACCAUGGCAAGUUCUCCUGCUCGACGAGAUUACGGUUGAUCUUGACCUGUUGUCGCGAAGCAACUUCCUUUCGUUCUUGAAGAGAGAGACGGAGACGAGGCCAUGCACGAUUGUCUAUGCGACUCAUAUUCUGGAUAAUCUGGCGCAUUGGCCCACACAUUUGGUGCAUAUGCAUCUAGGGAACGUAAGGCAGUGGGGUCCUAUCGAGAAGUUUAAAGAUGAAGCUCCCGCGACAUCGGAGAAUAGCCAGCUGGGGGAGAUUGUCCUCAAGUGGUUGAAGGAAGAUUUACAGGCUAGGGGACCGCGAAAUGGGCGCGGGAACCAAGCAAAGACUUACGAGUCUGGAGGAAUCGGGGGCUAUGGUUAUGAGAAGUAUGAUAAGAGAUAG
This is a messenger RNA of Aspergillus puulaauensis, 831 nucleotides long. It is a transcript of the gene CAF16, whose product is annotated as putative ABC transporter. The record is from RefSeq and is a predicted model, not a curated record. The coding region runs from base 1 to 831 and encodes 276 amino acids. The transcript is spliced from 2 exons. Gene Ontology annotation, molecular function: ATP hydrolysis activity; ATP binding. NCBI's taxonomy places the organism in Eukaryota, Fungi, Ascomycota, Eurotiomycetes, Eurotiales, Aspergillaceae.